AUGACCAAGAAGAUUAGGAUUCUCAAAGACACAACAUAUUACUCUUUAAUAAAGGAAGCAAUAUACAGUACAGGGGACAGAAUGGCCACCUCCAGCAAUAUCUUCAGCUACUUGAGUACCAGACACCCGCUACUCUUUACUUCUCUAAAUUCUAAGACUUGGAAAGGAAACAUUAGACAUGUUCUGUCUAAGAAUCCAGAGUUUGUAAAAAUAAAGAAGAAGGGCAACGAGAAGGAGCAUUACUGGACACAUGCCCCACCAGAAGGCAUCGAGGAAUGUAGAAUAAAUGCAAAUGAUAGAUUGGGCAUUGGACUGCUUGGAGAAUUGCCAGUUAACAAAGUGAGGGAAAAGAGACGGAAUAUUGUACCUUUCAAAGAACAAGCAAAUGAAAGUGCAAGAGAGAAUAUUGAUCAAGCAUUCGCUGAUUCAUUGAGAGAGAUGUUUGUGUUCGAAAAUAAACAGGUCUUUAAACAAGCCUUUAAGGAAGAGGACGAUGGCGACUGGUUUUGGGAUUUUGAAAAUUCAAAGAAAUGCAAAAGGGUAGAAUAA
This is a messenger RNA of Vittaforma corneae ATCC 50505, 549 nucleotides long. RefSeq lists its product as uncharacterized. The transcript has a single exon. Gene Ontology annotation, biological process: regulation of DNA-templated transcription. Gene Ontology annotation, molecular function: DNA-binding transcription factor activity; sequence-specific DNA binding. Lineage: Eukaryota; Fungi; Microsporidia; Nosematidae. The record is from RefSeq and is a predicted model, not a curated record. The coding region runs from base 1 to 549 and encodes 182 amino acids.